This is a messenger RNA of Mugil cephalus (flathead mullet), 1475 nucleotides long. It is a transcript of the gene zcchc9, whose product is annotated as zinc finger, CCHC domain containing 9. NCBI's taxonomy places the organism in Eukaryota, Metazoa, Chordata, Actinopteri, Mugiliformes, Mugilidae. The transcript is spliced from 6 exons. Gene Ontology annotation, molecular function: zinc ion binding; nucleic acid binding. The coding region runs from base 143 to 1009 and encodes 288 amino acids. The record is from RefSeq and is a predicted model, not a curated record.
CAGGAGGCGCCAAAGCGCAAGAAAUUCACAGACGAAGAAGAAGAAGAAGAAUCAACACUGCGCAUGUCCGUGGGAGAAAGCUACUUCCUGUCAAAACACAAACACAUGGGAUAAAAAGUCGUGAAGGCGUUGAUCUGCAGUCAUGACGCGAUGGGCGAGAGCCAACAACGUCCACAAACACAAACCAGCAGAGGCCACUCCCUGGAGUCAGCUGAGAGGAGGAAGACCGAGAGGAGGAGGAGGAGGACGAGGAGGAGGAGGACGAGGAGGAGGAGGAGGAACUCAGAGCGACCGUCUGAGGAGGACUCAGCCCAGCGGCUCGGAUGUGAAGAAACCGAACCGUAAGAAGAAGGAGUACAUCGACGAGGAUGUGAACGGCUACAUGGAGUAUCUGCAGCAGAGCGGACGGCAGACGCCUUCAAGAGGAGGAGGAGGAGGAGGAGCAGGAGGAGGAGGAGGAGGAGGAGGAUGGAGGAGGGAGGAAGAGCCGGGGCUCAGGGAGGAGCUGGAGGUCGCCCUGAAGAAAGACCAGAGGAGGGAGGACCGGAGGAUAAAGAGGCAGACGGACAAGAAAACCAAAAUGCUGUGCUUUAACUGCAGGAAGCCUGGUCACGGUUUGGCCGACUGUCCCGAGGCCGACAGAGACGAGGAGAUGGGCCGAGGCAUCUGUUACCGAUGUGGCUCCACCGAACACGAGAUCCACAAGUGUCGAGCCAAAGUGGAUCCUGCUCUGGGUGACUUCCCCUACGCCAAGUGCUUCAUCUGUGGACAGACUGGACACCUGUCCCGGUCCUGCCCCGAUAAUCCCAAAGGACUCUACGCUCAAGGAGGCUGCUGUCGUGUCUGUGGUUCGGUGGAACAUUUCCAGAAGAACUGUCCAGAGCAUCAAGCUGCCACGAACUCCAUCACCGUGGGCUGGUUGUCCAACAACAUGAGCGCGGACCACGAGGACGUCCACGUCCCAGUGAAGACGGUCAAACCCAAGCAGACUAAAGUGGUGACGUUCUGAUCUGAGGACGAGGUCUGUCUCUCAGACCGUGUCCUCAACACGGACUAAUAAUUAUAAUAAGGAACUUUAUUUAGCUGUUUCAUUAAAAUAAACAUUUACAUCAUCAUCAUAAACUCCAGAGACUCUGUCACAGGAUCCUCAGGCUCCACCUCAGAAAAUACUUAUUUCUAUAUAAAUUAAAACACGAGGAAAAGUCUGAUGUGCACAGAAGCGUUUUUACAUCCUUCAGAAAUUUCUACAUUUCUGCAGAAAAUUGACUGAAAACAUCAACAGAUAUUCAGAGACAAGACAAAGAAAAAUGAAACUUAAGAAAUGAAAGACGAAAGACCAGACACAAUAGAAAAGACAAAACAAGCCAUGUCUGUCUGUCUCUGUGAUAUUGUCUCAUUUUAUCGUCUGAUGUUUACAUGUGUUCAGUCCGUGUCUGAUGUUCUUUUUUAUUUAAACAUAUGUAGUUUAAUGUCUC